AUGCAGAAACAUUUGGUUUCGGGUGAAAUGCUUGAGUUUUUGGAGAAUCGUAUUUAUCUAACAACUCUUGAUGAAAAUCCCAAUGGAGAAAUUCUUUCUCAAUUUCAUUUUUUUACAAUUGAUGAUUCUCUUGUUUACAACCCAUUUCAUCAUGAUUUUGGACCAUUAAAUAUCGGACAUCUUUAUCGUUUUUCAUUAAAAAUGCAUGAAAUGCUUUCCGAUCCUGUAAUUCGAGAAAAACCAUUUAUCCUAUAUUCAAAAAAUAAUAAUCGAAACAGAACAUGUGCUGCAUGUCUUAUUGCUUGUUAUAUGGUGCUUAUUCAAAAUUGGCCACCACAUCUUGCUUUAGCACCAUUAACUGAAGCUGAUCCGCCCUAUAUGCCUUUUCGAGAUGCAGGAUAUGCACCUGCAGAUUAUGGAAUUUCGAUUCAGGACUGUGUAUAUGGUCUUUGGAAAGCUAAAGAAGCAAAUAUUUUAAAUAUAAAGAACCUUGAUUUAGAAGAAUAUGAAACAUAUGAACGAGUAGAAUACGGUGACUUAAAUUGGAUUACACCUCAUUUUAUUGCGUUUGCAAGUCCUGUGCAGCCAGGUUAUGGUUCCCAUGGAAAUAAGAAAAGUAUCAUUACUCCUACUUUUACUAGUGUUUUGGAUUAUUUCUCUAGUCAUCGAGUUGGUUUGGUUAUUCGACUAAAUAAGCCUUUGUAUGAUAAAAAGCAGUUUGAAAAUUUAGGGUUAGAACAUGUUGAUAUGUUUUUUGAGGAUGGAACGUGUCCUGAUUUAGAAGUAGUACGUAAGUUUUGCGGUUUAGCUGAAGAAAUGUUUGAAAAAGAUCUUGCUGUAGCAGUACAUUGCAAGGCUGGUCUUGGUCGUACUGGGUGCUUAAUAGGCGCUUAUCUUAUUUAUAAAUACUCUUUUACUGCAAAUGAAGUGAUUGCAUAUAUGAGAACAAUGAGACCAGGUAAAAAUAAAAAAGCUGUAAGUCGUUUAGUAAGUGUAUGCAAAGGAAUGGUCGUAGGUCCACAACAGCACUGGCUUCAUAUUAAUCAACAUCAUUUUAAAAAAUGGUCAUCGCAAUCUCUUCCACGAUGGACAAAAGCAACGAAAUUUUCAACACCACCAAGAAGCCCCCUUAGUAAUAUUAAGAAUAAUACCGUCGAAAAUACGCCCCUUCCUGUGCCUACACCCGGUCAACCACGUAAAAAUAUAAGUAGUCCAAAACGAACCCGUGUAAUUAGUCUUGGAAGUGGUUUACGUGAGGCUUUAACAGAGGUGAUAAAGCAAGAAAUUCUUGAAAUAGACAAAAUUCCACAAAAAAAUUGUGAUGAUGAUGAUGAUGAUAUAAUUGAUUCUGUAAAUUCUGUGGAUUGUAAACAUAAAGAAAUUUUGAAACAAAAUAAUCCAUUUAUAUCUGUAUCUAAAAAGACGAUAAAUCAUGUAGAAAAAAAGAGAUCUGUUAGUGCGAGUAAUACUGCUGUAUUGAAUACGAUGGGUGUUGUAAAUGGAAGAGUAAUUAAGAAUCGAUCUUCAAGAGGAAGAGUGUAA
Molecule: messenger RNA, 1542 nt
Organism: Pneumocystis jirovecii RU7
Lineage: Eukaryota; Fungi; Ascomycota; Pneumocystomycetes; Pneumocystales; Pneumocystaceae
Product: phosphoprotein phosphatase CDC14
Exons: 6
Coding region: 1-1542 (513 amino acids)
Biological process (GO): protein dephosphorylation; microtubule cytoskeleton organization; positive regulation of cytokinesis
Cellular component (GO): spindle pole; mitotic spindle pole body; centrosome
Molecular function (GO): protein tyrosine/serine/threonine phosphatase activity; protein serine/threonine phosphatase activity
Source: RefSeq, a predicted model, not a curated record